AAGUUUGAAAACAAAUCUGAAAUUUUGCAAAAAAAACCGAUUUCCUGUAAAUUCCAAGCACUUCCUGUUGUAUUUGAGACACGGUGACAUUGCAAAAAGAUCAAUUGUAGCUUAAGGAAAGGGAAAUUCCAAUGAAAAGCACAGAGAAAUGGCGAAAAUAGCGCCGAGAAGUGAAUUCCUGCAACUCGAAGGGAUUCAAUUGGAUUCCCUGUGCAGACUCUGUGGGAAUAUGAACAUAAAUCUCAUCCCAGUGAUUGCAGAAGAUGGCCAGGAGACGGAAUUGCUGCAGAAGAUUGUCACGCAUCUCAAGAUUUUGGUUAAUCCGGAGGAUGUUUUGCCAAAGAAGCUGUGUAUUCAUUGUACAAAUACCCUUGUUUCCUGGCACAGCUUCUAUGAGAGUUGCCGGGAGACAAAUGAAAAGUUCCACGCAAUGAUUAGUUGUGCCAAAAAUGGAGGAAUUGAGGAAGUUGCUGAAGAUUUACAGCCGGAAGUUCUUCCGGAAGAUGGGGAAGAAGCCGAAAUGGAUGAAUAUAUUGAAUUUCUCGAUAAGGAAGACUGCGAAGAUGAAAAUGUGGAUUUAUUGAAUGAGGAGGAAGAACAUUUGCUGCCUGGAGAGGUGGAUCUCGGUGAUGCCAGAUGCUCCAAAGAUCCUCAUGGUGAGAAUCUCAAGAAAUCCCCCCUUUAUGACGAAGAUUUCGUCCUUAUUGACACCCAAGGGGCACUAGAAAAUGAGGCAGUAAAGCUUGAAAUUUGCGAUUUAGCCGUUGAGAGUGAGCCCGAGGAAGCUCCUCGGCCGGAAUUAGUUGAGAAGAAUCUCUUUAUACGACGAUCAGGGCAGUUCAUUUGUCCCCAAUGCCCCAAAUCCUUCAGGGUGAAAAAGGAAUUUGUCCAGCAUUUGGUGGAAGAGCACGAAUUCAGUGAGAAUGUGAAGAAUGGCGUAAAAAUAAGACCAGAAAUUGAUCCGGAAGACGUGAAGAGAGCAGAAGUUGAGGAAGAUGGACGGCUGAUGUACAAAUGCAGUGAAUGCAGGAAGAUACUCAAGAGUCUGGACACUUUUGUGUGGCACAGACAAAUCCACACGGGUGUGAAGAUGUUUAGUUGUCAUUUGUGCAAGAAGACCUUCCGGAUUCAGCAGGGGCUCAACAGGCACAUCCGGGAGUUUCACUAUCGCGAAAAGAAGUAUCCCUGCGACCUGUGUGGGCAGAAGUUCCUCAAUCGGAGGACAGCCAAUGAGCACAGACGCAUCCACACAGGGGUGACGCCGUUUGAAUGCGAAACCUGCGGGAAGGCAUUCAAGCAGAAGGCAGGAUUGUUUAUCCAUAGAAAAUCUCACAAUCCCAUCCCGGAAUACUACUGCGGGGUGUGUCAUCAGGGCUUCCGCAUCCGGUAUGCUCUUGUGCUGCACAUGAAGAUCCACACGGGAGAGAGGGAGCACGAGUGCGAAGUUUGCCAUCGGAAAUUCCGCCUCAAGGCUGAGCUGCAGCGUCACAAAACCCUCCACAGUGGGGAGAAACCCUUCCAGUGCCCUGAAUGUGGACUUCCUUUCCGCAUGAAGCGCUACCUGCAGCGUCACAUGAAGCAUCAUCAUCCCACAGAUGAAGACAACACUGAUGGGCAGCUGAAGGAGCACACAAAGCAGGAGCACAUUGACAGAGUCUUCCUGUGUGGUCAAUGUGAGAAUUAUGUGCCCAGAGAAGAGCUAAUUCAGCACAUGAUGACCCAUUUGGCACCACAACCCACAAAUUCCCAAGAACUCCCACCGGAAGUUCUCCAGGAAACUCCCAAAGAGACAAAUGAGGAGGAAAAAGAAGAGGAAGCCAAAGAGAAUCGCCCCCUGAUGACGUUCAAACUGAAAUGCCCGCAAUGUCCGAAGGAAUUCUCAAAGAGUGGCCUUCAGUACCACAUCCGGCAGUUCCAUGAGAAGGUGAAAGAUGCAAAAUGUGGGAUUUGCAGCAAAGUCUUUGGGUGUGGAUCAACACUGCGGAAUCACAUGAAGUACAAACAUGAGAAUGUGAGGAAUUUUCACUGCAGUGACUGCCCGAAGGCAUUUAAGACGCAGAGUUCGCUGUAUAUUCACCGGAAGAGCGUCCAUGAGGCUGUGCAGCGGUUCUCCUGUGAGUUGUGCUACAAGAAGUUCCCUUUCCGGCAGCAAUUGAAGCUGCACCUGUUGACUCACACGAAGGAGAAGACGCACUUCUGCAGGAUUUGUCAGAAGGGAUUUACAGUGAGGAAAGAGAUAUCUUGCACAGCACAUGAAAAGGAAGCAUUUGGUGGCUCUGGGGAGAUGAUGAAGAAAAUGGGAAGGAGGAGGAAAUAUGGUGGGAAGGGGUUUAAGGGAGGAGUCUUCUGGGGAGGAUUUCUUGUAUUGAUCCAAAUGGAUGUUCAGGAAGUUCAGGAAGUUCAGGGAGAUGUUUGUAUGGAGGAAGUGAUAAAAGAAGAGCUUCUGGAAGAAGAAAUAUUCGAAGGAGAAGAUUUUAGAGCAAAAGAAGGCUCAGAAGCAGAAGAACUCCCAGAAAUGGAUGCUCCAGAAGAGUGCAAAGCUCAAAGGAAAGAAAAAUUUCAGGAAGAAGAGAAAACUCGACGAAGGAAACGUUUAAGAAGAGAAUUUAGACAAGAAAAAAGUAUAAAUGAAAAUCUUCCGGAAGGAGAAUUUCCAGGAGAAGCUUCAAAAGGAAAAACUCAAGAAGAAAACGUUCAGGAGGAGAAACUUUCAAAAAUAAUUAAGAUUGAAAGAGAUUUAAAUGAAGAUCUUCUUCCAGAAGGAGAAUUUCAUGAAGAACUUAAUGAACAAGAUCAUCCGGAAGAGGAAUAUCGGGAGGAUGACGAACGUCCGGAAGAACAAAUUAAUAAGAUUUCGGAAGAAGCUCAAAAUUUGAUGGAAGAAGAGUCUCAAGAAUCUCCUGAAAAGAAAUUUAAUCAAAUUCAAGGACUUCCGGAAGUGGAAUUUCAAGAAGAAGAAGAAGAAGAAGAUCUUUCAGUAAAAGAAUUUUCAGAAGAAGACGCCAAAAAUGCCCCAGGAAGCAAAUUCCUGGAAUUCCCGGAACUCCCGGAAAGGGAAUUGAAGCCAGCCACAAAGUCAAGAGAGAACAAAUCCAAUGAUGCCUUUCUCUGUGAGAUGUGCCAUCAAAUCUUCACGCGAGAGUACAAUCUAAUGAAGCACCUCACAACACAUACAGAAGAUCAUCCCUGCUGUGUUUGCUGCCUCAGUUUCCCCACAAAUUCCGCCCUGAAGGCCCAUGGGAUGAAUCACACGAGGGAGGAAGUCCGGGAAGCUGAAAACUGCCGAUGGGUGAUUAAAUGUGAGUCAUGCAGUGAGAAAUUCACCUCAACCUACCACCUGUACCGUCAUGAGAGAUCCAGUCAUGAUACAGGAAAGAUGUACCCUUGUUCCCAAUGCCAUGAAGUCCUCCCAUCGGGGACACUGCUGCGAAUCCACGAGAGACGUCAUCAGGUCUUCCCGUGUGAGGUGUGCGACAAGGUGUUGCGGAGUCAAUUGGCCCUGAGGGAGCAUCAGUUCAGCCACACGGGGGAGCAGCCGUAUUCGUGCCAGGAGUGCGGGAAGAGUUUCCGCUACAGCACGAGUUUGCUGGAGCACCAGAAGACCCACAGAGGGGUGCGGAAGUACAAAUGCAGUCACUGCGACAAGUCCUUUACACGCUCAAAUAUGCUGAAGGAGCACGAGAGGAUUCACACGAAGGAACGUCCCUACAGAUGUCACAUUUGCCCGGCAAAAUUCACCCAAUCGAAUUCCCUCAAGAAGCACAUCCGGACGGCUCAUAUUUCCUGCAAGAAUUGCGGUCAGUACUUUGGGGAUGAUCUCGAUGAGGUUCUACAUCGAUGUCGUGGGGAGAAGUGA
Lutzomyia longipalpis is the source of this 3856-nucleotide messenger RNA. Its product is annotated as zinc finger protein 91-like. Gene Ontology annotation, molecular function: RNA polymerase II transcription regulatory region sequence-specific DNA binding; DNA-binding transcription factor activity, RNA polymerase II-specific; zinc ion binding. Gene Ontology annotation, biological process: regulation of transcription by RNA polymerase II. The record is from RefSeq and is a predicted model, not a curated record. Gene Ontology annotation, cellular component: nucleus. The transcript is spliced from 7 exons. NCBI's taxonomy places the organism in Eukaryota, Metazoa, Arthropoda, Insecta, Diptera, Psychodidae. The coding region runs from base 149 to 3856 and encodes 1235 amino acids.